This is a messenger RNA of Aspergillus bombycis, 1071 nucleotides long. RefSeq names its product metallophosphatase domain-containing protein. The transcript has a single exon. Gene Ontology annotation, molecular function: hydrolase activity. NCBI's taxonomy places the organism in Eukaryota, Fungi, Ascomycota, Eurotiomycetes, Eurotiales, Aspergillaceae. Bases 1 to 1071 code for a protein of 356 amino acids. The record is from RefSeq and is a predicted model, not a curated record.
AUGAUUGCAAACAUUCUGAACCGCCCAGAAUUCCGAGCCUUUCGCCAAAGAUGGGCUACCGACCUACGUCAGAUAGCACUAUCACCCCUCACAAUGCUCGUUUGGAUAGCCUAUACAUCUUUAAACUUCGUGAGGUGGAGAAUCACGAAGUCGCAACAAAGGCCGCUUAUACGGGUUGUCUGUGUUUCUGACACGCACUCCCAGCGCUGCGACAUACCAGAUGGCGACAUUCUAAUCCAUGCGGGGGACCUGAGCCAGCAUGGGAGCGCCCUGGAGAUCCAGGAAACAGUUGACUGGCUGAAAUCACUGCCCCACCAGUACAAGGUGGUGAUAUCAGGCAAUAGCGAUCUGUUUUUUGAUGUUAGUUCUCGAUUAGCGGAAGAUAGGCUGGCCACAACAUCAUCAGUCGACAUUGAAAGCAAAAGUGCCGCACAACAUGGCCGUGGUAUCUCAAUUGACUGGGGCGACAUCCAUCAUCUACAGCAAACUUCAGCAUCUCUGCCUUUUUCGGGCACAUCUGGUGUACUGCGCCAGAUCCGUGUCUAUGGGGCACCACAGAUCCCUGUUUGUGGCGGCCCAGACAAUGCCUUUCAAUACCCUGUAGAUCAAAAUCCAUGGGCUCACACCAUCCCAGCAUCUACGGAUAUCUUGAUCACACAUACACCAGCCAAGUUCCACGGAGACUGGUACCAUGGAUCUCCCGAAGGCUGCCCAUUUUUGCUGGAGGAGUUGUGGAAAGUUCGCCCUCUACUACAUGUAUUCGGCCAUGUGCAUACCUCUUAUGGGGUCGAGAGAGUGCACUGGGAUGACGCUCAGUGGUGGUUGGAGAACUACUAUCGGGAUGUUUCACACUCUAUUCAAAAUCAGGGAAUGUUUGCACUUCCAGACUUCUUCCGUCCAGUGCUGUGGCUUGACGCUGUCAUGAUUUUGUUAUCUGGUACGGCGACUCUUAUAAGGGACUUGGUUAGUCUACCUCGCCGAGAAAAACGAUCUACAUUGAUGGUCAAUGCUGCUUCCAUGAGUGAAGACGGCUCACGGCUGGUGAAUGAGCCGGUUGUUGUGUAUAUAUAG